AUGGAUAAAAGAGACUGACGAACGUAAUAGGCGGGCCUACAAACAGUGCAGUGGGAGUGUAAGACUCAAGAAUGAGAAAACAUGGCUGAGGCUAUCGUUACUGAUGUUGCUAAGGAAAUACUAAGCAAGCUGAUUUCACUUGUUACUGAGCAGAUCAAUCUUGCUUGGGGUUUCAAGGACGAGCUAACACAGCUUCGUCAGUCAGUGGAGAUGAUCCAAGAUCUGUUGGCUGAUGCAGAGAGAAAGCAAGUGACUGACCUGUCGGUGAAGCGCUGGCUGCAGAGGCUUAAAGACCUUGCUUAUGAUGCUGAUGACGUGCUGGAUGAGCUUGCUUACGAGAUUCUCCGGCGAAAGGUAGAGAUCCGAAAUCAAAUGAAAAGAAAGGUAUGCUUCUUCUUUUCAUUUUCAAACCCCAUUGCAUUUCGUAUCAAGAUGGCUAACAAAGUUAAGACCAUUAGCGAGUCGCUAAAAAAGAUUAAUGAAGAAGCAGAUGGAUUUGGACUUACUAGAGCAAAACUAGUAAAUGCAAAUCCUGAGAUAAUCCCAAACCGAGAGACAGACGCCUCUGUUGAUCAUUCAGAAAUUGUAGGAAGGGAAAAUCAUGUCUUAGAAAUAGUAGACUUGCUGCUACGUGCAACCAAUCAACAACUCUCGGUCAUUCCUAUUGUAGGAAUGGCAGGUUUGGGGAAGACAACUGUAGCAAAACUUGUGUACAAUCAUGAGCUAGUAAAGAGACAUUUUGAUGAGACAAUCUGGGUCUGUGUCUCUGAUGAUUUCAAUGAUAAAAGGAUUUUGAGAGAGGCUCUAGAAUCCCUUACCGAGAAGCCAAGUGCAUAUGAAAAUAAGAAUACAAUAUUAGAAUGCCUAAAAAAGGAGUUGCAAGGCAAAAGAUAUCUUCUCAUACUUGAUGAUGUAUGGAAUGAAGAAUCUGUAAAAUGGGAUAAUUUAAGGAAUUGUCUCUUAGGAAUUAAUUCGAGUGUGGGAAACAGCAUUAUUUUAACAACCCGUAGUGAUAAUGUGGCAAAAAUCACAGAGACACUUCCACAACAUAACUUGAAAAAACUAUCUAAAGAUGAAUGCUGGUCCAUCAUCAAGAAAAAAGUAUCUCUUAAUGAAAGAGUUCUACUAACUCCAGAGUUAGAGGAUAUUGGAAGGGAUAUUGCAAAAAAAUGUGGAGGGGUCCCAUUAGCUGCAGAAGUCCUAGGAGGGACGAUGUCUCGUAAAAAGGAGAAAAGUGAAUGGCUAGCGAUUCAAAACAAUGAAAUUUGGAAUUCACUAAAUGGUAGUAAUGAAAUGUUACCAAUAUUAAAAUUAAGCUUUGAUCAUCUUCCAUCACCAUCUCUUAAACAAUGUUUUGCAUAUUGUUCAAUUUUUCCUAAAGAUUAUAGGAUUAAUAAGGAAGAAUUAAUUCAGCUUUGGAUGGCCGAAGGGUUCCUUCAACCCUCACUAGGAAGUUGUCUAGUGAUGGAGGAUAUUGGUAAUAGGAAUUUUGAUAUCUUAUUGGCAAAUUCCUUAUUCCAAGAUGAGGAAAAGGAUGAUUAUGAUAAUAUUAUCAUAUGCAAGAUGCAUGAUUUGGUACAUGAUCUAGCUCUCUUAGUAUCAAAAUCUGAGACCCUAAUUUUAAAUGAGGAUUUGGUAGAUGAUAUCAGCCUUGUACGACGUUUGGUGAUCCAAUCUAAUAGCAAAACUAUACCGAGAAUUCCAUUUUUAAAACAUGGUGUCUACAAAUUGCGCACAUUUAUUUCAGAAAAUGCUGCACUUGGCAACACAAUAUUCAAUUUUGAAUACUUGCGUGUUUUAAAAUUAUAUGGAGAAAGUAUAAAAGAAUUGCCAAGUUCAAUUGGCCUAUUAAUACAUUUGAGACUUCUCAGCAUCUUUAGUACCUCCAUCAAAGCGUUGCCAAAGGCCAUUACCAAGCUCUACAAUUUGCAAACUUUAAGAAUCGAAGGUUGUUAUAAUCUCAAAGAGCUUCCAGAAGAUCUAAAAAAUUUGAUUAAUUUGAGACAUAUUUAUUUUUAUGGGCAAACACCUAAAGGCUUAGGGCAGUUGACUUGUCUGCAAACUUUGCAAUGUUUUAUUGUGGGUCAAGGCACAGGUUUUCGGAUCGAAGAAUUGGGAAGCUUAAAUCAACUAAAAGGAAAACUAAUCAUCCGUAGGCUAGAGCAUGUGAAAGAUAAAGAAGCCUCCAAAAACGCCAAAUUAGUAGAAAAGGCCAAAGUAUACGAGUUGGGAUUUUACUGGAGUGGGAAUAGAGAAGGCAACCACAAUAAUGAUGAAGAGGUUUUGGAAGGACUCCAACCUCACCGAUAUUUAAAGAGCUUAACAAUUAAUGGUUUUGGAGGGGAGAAAUUCCCAUCAUGGAUGUUGACAAGUCGUGAUGCAAGGGAUGGCUUUUUGCUAUAUGACAAUUUGAUUAAUAUCCAAUUAAUUAGUUGCAAGAAAUGUGAGGUUCUUCCCACUCUCGGGCUUCUACCUUGUCUUAGGGAUCUUGAAAUACAUGGUAUGGAUAAUUUGAAUGGACGGAUGCGAUGGAGCCAACAACAACGGGAACGGUGUUUCCUUGCCUUAAGACUUUGA
Quercus lobata is the source of this 2577-nucleotide messenger RNA. RefSeq names its product putative disease resistance protein RGA1. Gene Ontology annotation, molecular function: ADP binding. The transcript is spliced from 3 exons. The record is from RefSeq and is a predicted model, not a curated record. The coding region runs from base 82 to 2577 and encodes 831 amino acids. Lineage: Eukaryota; Viridiplantae; Streptophyta; Magnoliopsida; Fagales; Fagaceae.